Messenger RNA from Otolemur garnettii (small-eared galago), 702 nucleotides. It is a transcript of the gene TMEM179, whose product is annotated as transmembrane protein 179. The record is from RefSeq and is a predicted model, not a curated record. The transcript is spliced from 4 exons. Lineage: Eukaryota; Metazoa; Chordata; Mammalia; Primates; Galagidae. Bases 1 to 702 code for a protein of 233 amino acids.
AUGGCGCUUAACAAUUUUCUCUUCGCGCAGUGUGCCUGCUACUUCCUGGCCUUCCUGUUCAGCUUCGUAGUGGUGGUGCCGCUGUCUGAGAAUGGCCACGACUUCCGCGGCCGCUGCCUGCUCUUCGCCGAGGGCAUGUGGCUGAGCGCCAACCUGACGGUGCAGGAGCGCGAGCGCUUCACCGUGCAGGCGUGGGGCCCGCCGGCCGCCUGCCGCUUCGGCCUGCUCGCCAGCCUCCUGUCGCUGCUGCUGGCCGCCGCGCACGCCUGGCGCACGCUAUUCUUCCUCUGCAAGGGACACGAGGGCUCCUUCUUCCACGCGUUCCUGAACCUGCUUGUCAGCGCCUUCGUGCUCUUCCUGGUCUUCAUUGCCAGCACCAUCGUGAGCGUGGGCUUCACCAUGUGGUGCGACGCCAUCACGGAGAAGGGCGCCAUGCCUCGCAGUUGUGAAGAGCUGCAGGAUGUUGACCUGGAGCUGAAUGUGGACAACUCUGCCUUCUACGACCAGUUUGCAGUUGCCCAGUUUGGCCUCUGGGCCGCCUGGCUGGCGUGGCUGGCUAUCACCACCCUGGCCUUCCUGAAGGUCUACCACAACUACCGCCAGGAGGAUCUGCUGGACAGCCUAGUCCAUGAGAAGGAGCUGCUGCUGGCCCGGCCAUCCUCACGUUCCUCCUUCCAGGAAGAGAAGAGCGCUGUCAUUUAG